Messenger RNA from Neospora caninum, 1998 nucleotides. Its product is annotated as putative asparaginase. The transcript is spliced from 2 exons. Gene Ontology annotation, molecular function: asparaginase activity. NCBI's taxonomy places the organism in Eukaryota, Apicomplexa, Conoidasida, Eucoccidiorida, Sarcocystidae. The record is from RefSeq and is a predicted model, not a curated record. Bases 1 to 1998 code for a protein of 665 amino acids.
AUGAAUCCUCAGGCGUUUGUCACUCCCUCCGCGGGCGGCGAGAACCCAUCGCCAGGCUCUUUGCCCGCUUCUGGCGCUCCGCCCGGUUCCCCGCGGACUGGCUACCCUCUGCAUGCGUCGUCCUCCGCGCCGCACCUCACGGAAACUUCGUUGCCGAACAGCUUUCAUCGGGCAGGCGGUCGCCAGCCGCGCACGCCCUCCAGCUUCGGCUCCAUGUCCCAGCGGAUGACUGUGAAUGACCACACCGUCGUGUGUCUCUCUGCAGACGUCACGCCGCUACACCUCAGCGCGGCGGUGACCGACUGCCGCCUGGACAUGCACGAAAUCAAGUCGAAGCGCGGAAGCACGCAGAGCCUGCUCGACCUCGAGGCGGCAGCGUCGCUCCCGACCUCCGCAUACCCCGACGCGAUGCAAGCUGCAGCUGGAGGCGCGCCGGCUCGCCCCCCGUUGGAGCCGCAGGCAGUUCUGUCCCUCGGGCAGGAGAUCGCCAAGCCUGGGUCCGCCGGGGCGUCUCUCCCGGCAGGCGCCUCGGCGGCUGGGGCCGCGUGUUUGGACACAGGAGGUAUCCCGCUUCCCGGAAGCGAAGGCGGAGAGGAAAGUGUGAAGUCGGGCGGUCGAACAGAUGCCCGGAGCGGCCUUGCACACUUUGGCGAGGCGGCAGGCGUCGCGCCUCCGAAGCCUGGCGCGUUCGCGCCGACCACGGAUCCGAGCGUCGCGACGGCCGCGACGCUUUUGUCGUCGUCGCCGCUGGCGACUUCGGGCGUCACGACGACGUUACUCCCGAAGAAGCCGCUGAUUUUGAUCAUCAUCACGGGGGGGACGAUCUGCAUGGACUACGGCGGCGAGCUCUCGUCGAUGCGGCCGACGCGCCUCGCGCAGCGCCUGCAGGACUUGCCCGAGAUGCACGACCCGAACUUGCCGUACUUUGACGUGCUCGAGUGGGACACUCUGGUCGACAGCAGCGAGAUGGCCCUUUCGCAGUGGCAACUCCUCGCGCGGCAGAUUCUGAAUUUCUACGGGAACUACGACGGCUUCGUGGUCCUCCACGGCACCGACACGAUGGCCUACACGGCGGCGGCGCUCUCCUUCAUGCUCGAGAACCUCGGAAAGCCGGUGGUGAUGACCGGGGCCAUGCUGCCUAUGAUGCACAUUUCCACAGACGCGAAGCGGAACCUCGCGGUCUCAAUGAUGAUGGCAGGCUACUCGCAACUGACUGAGCUCGUGGUGAUCUUCGGUUCGCGCGUCCUCCGCGGCACGCGCGUCAGCAAAGUAGACUGCUCGCGGAUCGACGCCUUCGAGUCGCCCAACUUCCCCGCCCUCGGCUGCGUCGGCGUCGACGUCGUGCUCCACGACGAACUCCUGCUCAAACCGCCCGUUCGCGGAUUCCGCAUCUUCACGCAGUUCUGCUUGAACGUCGCCGUCGUCCCCAUCACACCCUUCCUCCCCGUCGACCGGCUGCGCCGAGUCUUCGAAGAGCCGAAGCGACCGCUCGCCGUCGUGCUGCAGCUGUACGGCUCCGGCACUGCCCCGAGCACCAAAGAGCUCCUCGAAACCAUCAAGGAAGGCAUCGAAAACGGAAUCAACAUCGUCGCAACCACGCAGUGUCGACGCGGAUCUGCAAACCUCCUCGCGUACGAAAGCGGCGUGUGGCUAUCCAACCUCGGCGUCAUCAACGGCAAGGACUUGACGCUCGAGGCCUGCGUCGCGAAACUCGCGUACCUCAUGGGAAAAGGGUACACUGGGGCGUCUUUGAAGGAUCUGAUGGAAUCCGACAUUCGCGGCGAACUGACGGAGUCGCCAAACAAAGUUGGCGGGGUAAGCCAUGUUUUGGAUUUGGCGGAGGCUCAGGGGGAGAGAGGAAAGUGCGUUCGGGACGAGAAACGCGAGUUGUUUGGCCAAUCUGCCUCUCCAGUUGGAGACGAAGUGAAGCUCGUCUCGCAGAACCUCGGGGCGUGCACGUUGUAUCGCCACCGAGCGAGAGAUGUCGCCGAGUUCUAG